This is a messenger RNA of Chiloscyllium plagiosum (whitespotted bambooshark), 9392 nucleotides long. Lineage: Eukaryota; Metazoa; Chordata; Chondrichthyes; Orectolobiformes; Hemiscylliidae. The record is from RefSeq and is a predicted model, not a curated record.
GAUGAUGCACUCACAUCGACGGAGAGGUUGUGAGGUUGCUUCGAUAAGAAUCUAACACACAGGCACUAGUCCAAGGCCACUGAGAAGAGAAAGAAGUCUUUUCACAAGGAAGGUGAAUCUAAGAUGUCCUUAAGCAGCAGCAGUUCAGCUGGGAAAGGUGCGGAUUCGAAUGCUGUUGAUGCCUACGACAGUGGGGAUGAGUGGGAUAUCGGAGUUGGGAAUUUAAUCAUUGACUUGGACGCAGAUUUAGAAAAAGAUCAGCAGAAAAUGGAAAUGUCGGGAUCGAAAGAUGGGAGCAUCCCAGUUCCGAGUGCAGUGGCGGCUCUGCCAGAGAACAUCAAGUUUGUCACGCCAGUUCAAGCACCUCAGGCCAAGGAGAGCAAAUCAAAGGCAAAGAGAAAUAAGAGUGCAAAGGAUGGGGGUAAAUCUGUGUCUGCUGCUUCCCUCUACACACUGGGAGAAUCAGGAAAUGGGAAGAAAGAGAUGCAGGGUCGUUCUGGAGAUUUGACAAAUCCCAGCGGACUGGGGUCUUCCAACAGCACAUCCAAAGGGUCCGAAAAGGGCCCAAAAACUGUCCGGAAUGGAGCUGGAUCGAAAAAGGAUAAGGAGGGUGGAUCAAGCAAAAGCAAAAAGGAUAAAAGUGAGAGCAGUGGAGUUGUGCAGCCUCCCCCUGGAAAUGAUGCAAAUGCUGCACAACAGCUAGGGUUGGGGUCAGGGUCAAAGGGCAGCUCGUUUGAAUGUGCUCCAGGCACAAGCUGCCCUGAUGGGGCUACGGGUCAAGUGCUGGAUUUGGGAAAUGCACCAGUGGAUAGCAACACCAUAUCUAACCUGUUGGGAAUUAAAACAGAGUCUGAGGAAGUUGAAAGUGAGUGUCGACCACUGAAGAAGAUCAAAACAGAGAAGCAGAUGGACUCCCCUGCCUCCACACCGGCUCCCCCACCCCUUCAUCUUCUGCCUCCCGUCAGUAGUGGCGUUGCUUCCCCUGUGGAGCAGAUCAUGGUCCGCACCCGUUCCAUUGCAGUCAAUACCUGUGACGUUGGACUCGCAACAGAGCCUGAAUGCCUAGGGCCCUGUGAACCAGGGACAAGUGUCAAUCUCGAAGGGAUUGUCUGGCAGGAAACGGAGGAUGGUGUACUGGUGGUGAAUGUGACUUGGCGGAACAAAACUUAUGUUGGAACACUUCUGGAUUGCACAAGACAUGACUGGGCACCCCCAAGAUUUUGCGAAUCACCGACGAGUGACCUCGAAAUGAGAGGAAACAAUCGAGGUAGGGGGAAACGGACCCGGCCUACUACAAAUGCCCCAGUGAUUGAGGCCACCACCGUGCCAGACAACAAGGUAGUCACCAAAACCCGGGCAUGCACGAGUAGCAAGGGGCGUCGGGGCAGCCAGAACUCCUCGGACAGACGUACCCCAACUAACACAGUCGAGGACGUCAAGGCAAGCCCGUCAGCUGGAAACAAAAGGAAAAACAAGCCUGCUCCAGACUUGGACGUAACCUCGAGUUCUGAGGACUCAAAAGGAGGGAAGAGGAUGCGUUCAAAUUCACGCGGAACUGCAACCCCGACUCCGGUUACAGGGAUGAAAAGCGAGCCUCCUGUGCCUGAGCAUAACUGUCCGUCACCCGUUCUCAUUGAUUGUCCGCACCCUAACUGCAACAAGAAAUACAAGCACAUUAAUGGCCUCCGCUAUCACCAGGCCCAUGCGCAUACAGACAGUGACGGGAAACUUGAAGGAGAUAUUGACAGCGAGGAGAAGAACUCAGAUGGUGAGGACUGCACCCAACACCCAUCGCUGAGCCAGGAUUCCAGCAGCUGCAAUGGCUCUUCCAGCUCUCACACAUUCUGCCAGGCAAAGGGCUCCAUGUCCCCUGCUCGCUCAGUCACACCCAAAGGCAGGAGAGAAGGCAGCAUGGAAGCUCAUAGUCCUUCCCCUGCUGCAAAACUCAUUGCUGGGAAGGGCUCUAGUAAAAAGAAAGUCUCUUCAGAGGCUGAUACUGAGUCUGGUGGGAUGUAUAAUAUUGAGUGUUCGGAAGAAGGGCCUUCAGUGGCCAGCCCAAGUGAUGAUACAGGCAAUGACGGAGACGAUUCAAGCGAAAAGAAGUCAGUCUUGGAAAAGGAUAAAGCCAAGAAGUCGAGCAGUUUGAAAUCAGAGAAGCUUCCACUCAAAACCAAAUCAGCCAGGCCCAUUGUCCCUGCCAUGCCUGCGCAGAUGUACAGCUUUCCCACUACUGGGUUUACUGCAUCUGGCCCAGGGCCUGCUCAGAGCCUGGCCACCACUGUGGUCCAAGCGAUGUCCAAGAGCCCCCCACUCAAAGCCAUUCAACCCAAGCCAACUGUCAUGGGGGAGCCGUCAACAGUCAACCCAGCUCUCACCCCCUUAAAAGAGAAGAAGAAAAAAGAAAAGAAGAAGAAGGAUGCCAAGGAAGCAGCAAGUCCCAAGCCACUGGGGAAAGGAGGAAAGCCUGAGGAUGGCAAAAGCCCCUUCCGAGAUUCCUCCGCAGAUGCUGCUCCCAAAGGGGAGGGCCUCCUAAAUGGUUCUUCUGAGUCACAUGAGAGUCGCUUGGCAAGUAUCAAAGCCGAAGCGGACAAAAUCUACAGCUUCACCGACAAUGCCCCGAGUCCCUCCAUUGGCACAGCCAGCAGGCUAGAAGGCAGCAGCUUGGUAACACCCAUCACUCCCUUACACGUGGUGACACAGAAUGGAGCCGACAGUUCUUCAGUCAAGACCAAUAGCCCAGCUUACUCUGACAUCUCGGAUGCAGGAGAAGAUGGAGAGGGGAAGGGAGAAGGUGCCAAAGUCAAAACAACAUCUCCGGACCAAAUGGCGAAGGAAAGUGCCAAGAAAGCAUUAUUUUCCUCCUCAUCGUCGACCUCCUCUUCUUCUUCAUCCUCUUCUUCAAGAACUCAGCCACCUUUAACUAAGGAAACUCACUCUCCUUACUAUCAAGGUUAUGAAGCCUACUACUCUCCAAACUACCCCCACUCGAGCCCUGGGGGUGCCAGUAGUGGUUCAGGAGCAGUCAGUCAUUCGGUCAAAAUCAAGAAGGAAGUAGAGGAGGAGGGUGCAGAGGUGAGGGUCAAAGUUGAAAAUGCAGAUGAUAAAAAGAUUGACAUGGGCACUACAAGUCACCAUCCUUCAGUGAUCCAGCAAAGGCCCCAAAUGUACAUGCAGCCUCUCUAUUACGGCCAGUAUGCAUAUAUGCCUCAGUAUGGGUACAGUGAGCAGGGAUACCACAGUCAUGUAAUGAGCACAAAUCCAGCAUACAGGCAGCAAUACGAAAAACUCUGUGAGGAACAACACAAGCAGAGGCAAGAGCAGAAUCGUGGGAAACACAACACCAACGACACCGAGAAGAAGCAAGAGCAUAGCAUUAAAGAUCGAGACAGGGAGGAAUGGAAACAGAAGUCUUCUGCCUCAGCCACACUGUCAAAAGCCCCAAGCCUGACAGACCUUGCAAAGCCGGUGCCCAACAAACCUAAGGACUCAACGGACUCCAUGAAAUAUGCCAUUAUGGCAAAAGCAGACGAUGUCUCCAAGGUGCAGUCCCAGCAAGCUGAGGGACUAAAGAUGAAAUUGACUGAGGGGAGCCACCUUGGCAGGGAGUUAUGUGAAACCAAACCCAGUCUAGAGUCCAGCAAACACUCAGGAAUGGAUCCAACACUAUGGUACAGACAGCAGAUUACAGAGAUAGAACCUGAUCCUAGCUCAUUUACUCAGUACUGCAGUUCAUUGCAUCUUGUGCCGAGACAUGGCAGUGACUUUAAUUCUUCAUCACUAAAGGGAUUUUCGAGAUGCCAGCUAAUUCAUUCCUGGAGAGAGGAAUCUGAAAGCAGGCUGUGGUCUUACGUCUAUCCGAAUAAGUACUCGGAGCAACAAAAGGCAGAAGAGGAACGGUGGAAGGAGGCAGAGCGGGACCGGAAAUUCAAAGAAGAAAGCUCCUCGCGACUAAGAAGCAAAGAGAUAGCAGUAAAAGAGGAAAGCAAAGACAGCAUGUGCUUGGAAUCCCGUUCGACCUCUCUGGAAGAGUGCCGAUCUGUUGGGAAAGAUCCCAGAUCAGGACUUCACAUUCCUGUGUCCUCCUCCAUGGUUCAGCACCCAUCUUACAUGCCAUACGUCCAUGGUUAUCCGUAUGGGAAACCAUAUGAAACCCCACACCCAGGAUUUCGAGGAGUGGCGCCAAUGAUGAUGCAGAACUAUCCAGGGUCGUACCUGUCCUCCGGAUUCUCUUUCUCGCCUUAUGCCAAUAAGGUUCCAGGGCACGAAGAUAGCGAUCGAGCUCGUGGGAGCCCUGGUGGAGGUAGCAAGCCGAGCUCUGAAUCGAUGGCCCUUGAUAUCCUGCAGCAGCAUGCCAGUCAGUACAAGAGCAGGUCACCAACAACGAGUGAUAAACCUCCUCAUGAAAGAGAACGAGGAGAACGAGAGAUCGAUAAAGAACGGCCCCGUUCUUCACCAUCCCAGCGACAGAUCACCUCACAUCAUCACCUUGGGAUGGGCUACCCGUUACUCCCAGGGCAAUAUGACCUUCCAUAUGCAACAGGUCUAUCCUCACCAGCCAUUGUCACAAGCCAACAGGCUGCUGCACAGGCCUCGGUGUCGACCCUGUUCCCACCAGCCAGAAGGUGAGAAUGGAUCUGAAGGGAUGCAAUCACUUCACUCAAAAUCAUGUGACUGGAUCACAUGAGGACGGUCUCCAUUUUCUUAAACAUCAGUUCAAUGGUGUUCCUGGUUACUGCCAUGAAGUUGGGCAGACUAAUGUAAUGUUUCUCCUGUAGGACUGUAGAGACCUUGGUAAUGGAGUUCUGAUGCCUAUUGGAUGGGUUCUGGUGGUUAAGAGCAGGAGGGGUGACAGGCCUGCCUGUCUCACUGUGUAGAUAUAUUAUAGAAUGCACUCUGAUCUGACUUGCCAACCCUGCCAGUUUUUUAAGAUUGACUGCAUCAAUGCUGUUGUUGAGUUCACUGCUUUAUGAGGACUGAAGGGAAUGAUAAUACUAGCCUGCUAUAGGGCUGUUCUGACCUUUGGGCACUCUUUAAUGACCUGGCCUGGAUUGGAAGUUGUUGAUUUGCAAGUGACUCAAUCAUUACUGACAUCCUAAAUUAAUUAUGAAACUUUAUUUGAAUGAACAAUGAAUAGAUUCUGGAAUAUUGGUGCUAUCAGUCUGCCUUCUCAUUCCUGUGUCACCCUUUGCAGUGCACCUUUUAACCAAGGAGAUAGCCCAGGAGCCUUGGGCCCUGGCCCACCCACCUUCAGACAAUGUUUAGUGCGGCAGGGAACAGGUUCUGCUGGCUCUCAAGAUCCUGGGGAAGCAAUGCAGCACAAAAUGGAAGGAGAGUGAUUCUUCUUCAAGGUGAGCAUGGCUGCUCCUUUGUUCCAGGAGGGGAGACAGUCUCGCCCUGGUGAGAUUUGACGUUCGUCUGAAGUCGAAAUGACAUUUGAUAGGCCCCCUGGGACUUCUAGCCACUUUGAAAGUCUGCCUGGAGUUGAUUCAAAUGCUGAGGUAGUGCAAACACAGCUGUCCGAGCUCGCGAAAAGGACUCGAUAGAUACUUCGUCUCUUCUCCUCAAAGUGAGAAGUUGUUUUGGGGCUGGAGAGUGGAACUUGUCCUGUUUCAAGCUGUGUCACGAUCAGCCAAACAGCAAAGCUUCUCCAUUUUCUGUUCUGCUCCAGUCCUAGAGAGGCCUGCAGUCCCCACCACCAGAAUGGUAUUUUCUCCCAUUGGUCCUCAGCAGCGUCCAUCAAUCUCUCUUGUCAUUGUUGCCACAUCCUGAGUGGUCAGCCUCUGUCUAAUUGAUGUGUGAUCGAGUCUGACCAACCUCAAUGCUCAUAGAAAGUAGUUGGAGGAGGGUCCCAGCUGGCUGAGCUCUGCGUUCCUGACCAGCCCCUUCAGCUGAAAGACCCUGAAGCACAUCUGCUACGAUACACCACCAUCAUCUUCUGCAUUCUCCAAAUACACAUCAACGUGCUACCACCAGCCAUCGAGUCCAUAUGAGAGGGACAAGCAGAUGGCAUUUAGAAUCAGAUUGUAGAAAUGGAAACUGUUCCACCAGACUGACUUCUGCUUGGAAACAGUAGUAUAAAUAAGGCUUCCAUAUCCCUCUGCACCCAGGGCGCUGCAUCAGUUUCUGUUUGUAACAAUUGAAACAUGUUAGAGUACAAUUCAGAAUGUGUCUAGGGAAGUACAUCAUUGAGGUCAUUCUGAUCACCUUUAAAAUACAAUGUGCUCCAGACCAGAGGCUUAAAGCUGAUGCUGCCAGUUUCAACCCAUUGUUGUGUUUCUUUUUGCUUGAUGGCUUUGUAUCGAGUGUUAGUGUAUCAGAGCACAGAUUUUACCUUUCAAUGAGUGAGUCCCAGAUUGGCUGCACGGGAGCAAGGAUUAGCAGCCUUAAACCCUUGGGAAAUGUAAAUAGCAUCAUUUAUAAAUCAGGAGCAGUAUCCACAAAAGGCACUUACUUUACGUAGGAUUCACACAAAACAUAUACACCAGUUUAUUUUCAUUUCCAGAGAGCAGUUUCCAGCUAUUCUGUAUAUAAAUCCCUUCAACCUCAUGAUUGGAAUCUAACGUGACGCACACUCAACGUUCCAUGCUCCUUUGGCAACUUCAGGCUGGUUUGAAAUCUGAGAGGUGCUUGUUUGGAACUGUGGUUGUCUUGUAAGAUGCGCACAAAUACGGAAACACACAGAUAACAUGCACAAAUCCCGUCCACGCACAGCCACCCCAAAUCUAAUGACUGUGUGAGAGAUCUGAGGUGGUGCCAUCCAGUGGAGAGAGCCAAUAGUCUGAUUAACCAGGCUGCCAGGAGAUCAGCUUCAGUUACACCACGAACUAGGGACCACCUUUCUUGCCUUUAUCAAGCCACCAAGAGACACGGAGGGCAGAUCCUCAUCACUGUAGUGACUAUUUCCUCCCUUUAAAAACCUAUACCUGGUGUUAGAACAUUUGGCACAGGUUUCUUAAUUGUUUAGCUUCUGAAUUCUUAAAGCUGUUCUCAAGCUUGAGGUUACGGGUUGCUGGGAAUAAUGUUUUGGGAACUAUUGCACCUUUCAUCCGGAAUAUCUGGCACAGAUUAAUGCUGUUCUGUCUUGUGUGAAUAAUAGAGUUGGGGUGAGGGCAGGAUACCCCAGAAUGAAAUGAUCAAUGUUUUUGUGAUUGGGCAAUCUAUAAUCAGUGCGGGUUUUGUGUUGAUGUUUGAACCCUGUGCCUGAGAAAGCAGUGACCUCCCAUCAGCUGACAGACUGCACCUCUCUGCUCACUAUAUCUCGCACUGCUGCCUUGGAGCAGCAUCCGCUGUUCCCUGUCAGGACAGGCUAACCUUUUCAUGAUGGUUUCCCAAUAAACAAGAGUUAAGUUCUGGAGGCAGAGUUUGUUGUUAAAAUGCUGGCAAAUGUUUCUGUAUUGUUGCUGCAAUUUUUCAUUCACCUGACAAAGUGUGUGGGGAAGUGAGUUUGUCUUCAAGGGGAGUGUCCCAGUCCUCGCAGGACUCUGUUUGGACUAGCUCGGGUCAGGAUAUAAUAAACCCUGCCAAGGUGCCACAGUGCACCUAAAGGGAUGGUCACAAUCUAAUCUGCUUCAUCACCUUUGUAAUAGAGAGUUAGAAUGGUCAACAAAGGGUUUUUAAAAAAAAAAUACUGUUACGCUGUAAAAAGAGAAAGAGCAACUUGUUUUUCCUGUUAUUGGAUGGUUCUUGAUGUUCCUCCCUCUCUCUUUGUGUCAUCGAUUUUAUGCAUUCUCGCAGCCAUUUGUUUUCCUGCUCCAAUGAGGCAUCCUCUCUGCCCCUCUGUUUCCAGAGUUAAUUUUCCCCCCCCCCCCCGUCUACUCAGUGUGUAAUGUAACCACCCGUUGCUGCCCGGCGCCGUUUGCUGUAAAUAUUGUACAGAGAAACUAUUGUAAAAUGUUCUUUUUAAAGAAAAGUCCUAGAUUUUGAUUUCCAGAGAUUUUUUUUUUGUUUGUGAAGUUGUUUCCAAAAUCCUAAUUAUGUGAUUUUUUUAUCAUCUUGAACCCUGCUGUUAGGUGCUGGUGAAUUCUAUGGUGUCGGUGGGCCCCACAAAACCCUUCCCUUUAAAAAUGUGGAGUUUGUUUUAAUACUGGGUUAGAAUUUGCUUCCCAUUACAAAACUCUCCAGAGUGCCUGACUGCACUUUCCUCAUUCUGACUGUGCAAAAUAACCAGUGUCUUUCACACUCCUAACUAGAUCCCCAUCCUGAUCCCUGUGCCAAGUAUCAGCCUAUUGUGUCAAGUCUCUUCCACUGCACUUAACCGAAGCUCUGGUUCUGAAAAUCACGUUUCCACAAACUCGCCGUUCUCUCAGUUUCUGCUCCCUAUUGAGCAUCAGCAGCCCUGCACUGUAACUGAAGUACUACACAGCACAGGAACAGACCCUUAGACCCACCAGGAAAGCUAAGGAAGGAAAUACUGACCAUGGAGGGGAUGCAGGGAAUGAUCACCAGCCUGAUUUCUGGGACAACAGAGUAGUCCACUGGGGAGAGAUUGAGCAGACUGGGCUAGCACUCCUUGGAGUUUAGAAAUGACCUCAUAGAAACUUAUAAAAUACUUACCAUGGCAAAGUUAAUACAGAAAGGAUGUUUCCUCAGGCUGUGGUGUCUGAAGCUAGGAGAUAGAACUUCAGGGUAAGGGGAGGCCAUUUGGGACUGAGGAGAGGGGUGUCCUCUCUGGGUGCAGUGAACAUUUGGAAUUCUCUACCCCAGAGGAUUGUGGAUGCUCAGUCAUUGAGUAUGUUCAAGACUGAUACCACAAAUAACUUGAUGGAUUCUAACAUCACCUUGAAUGUCACAACAGACAAAAGUAGGAGAGGGAUAGUUCAAGCAGACAUUCACACACACACACUUGCUGCGCGGGGGUGAGGGGAGGUACCUUCCUUGCCGAGAGUAGGUGCAACAGUUUGUGCCCAAGUGAAGGGACUUGUCUCUGUUUCACUCGGACCAACACUGGAAAAGGUUUGAACCCAUCCUUCAUGUAAGGCUGUGGUACACUGAGCUGAAAAUGUGUUGUUGGAAAAGCAUACACUGACCCACUCCCCCUGGUCUUCACCAGUCACCAUCGAGGGGAAACCUUGCUGUUCUUGUAUUUCAUUUGUCCUGUACUGUUCUAUAGUUUCCUGACCCCAAUUUCUAACCUUGCCCCGUCCGUCCCUCCCCCGUGAAUGUAGCUGUGCGUCAGACUGACGGAGCCUCACCGGUACUUGAAGUGUAGACGUUUACAACAUAUUAUUUUUGUUGCUGCGUUGAAUUGGUUUCCUGAUAAGUCAACUGAAAGCUCUUACUAGUGUAUCUCAUGUAAAGUGUAUAUUAAGGAGUUCUUUUUUAUACAGUACUGUACCUUGCCUUGUGCAUUUAGGCAAAAAAAAGUAAUAAAUCUUUUUAUGAGACAAUCACAA